Molecule: messenger RNA, 825 nt
Organism: Solanum dulcamara
Lineage: Eukaryota; Viridiplantae; Streptophyta; Magnoliopsida; Solanales; Solanaceae
Product: protein CURVATURE THYLAKOID 1A, chloroplastic-like
Exons: 5
Cellular component (GO): chloroplast thylakoid membrane; thylakoid
Source: RefSeq, a predicted model, not a curated record
CCAGAAGCAGGAGAAACACACAAAAUUCCCAAAAGAAAAAAAAGGGUACUUUUUGGGGAUAUCAAGAAACCAAAAAAAAAACGAAAAAGAUUUGCGAUACACAAGAAAGAGAGGCCAAGAAUCCAAGCAUACACAGCUAGUCCAAGAAUUGGCCAAAUGGCAGCAGCUUCUACUUCCAUGGCGGCUACUGCCGUCUUUGCCUCUCCUUUCCCACUUUCCUCCACCACCAAAGCCGCCCCAGCUCGCUUCUCCACCUUGCCUUACCUUCCACCACGUCUAUCUGCUACUGCCUUCCCAUCUUCUCUCAAAUUUUCUGAGCUCAAGAGGUCUUCGCUACUCCAGGUCAAAGCAUCUUCAUCAGAAGAAUCUGGUGCUGUUGAUACUAGUGAAUUGUUGACUGAUCUAAAAGAAAAGUGGGAUGCUCUUGACAACAAAUCUACAGUUAUAAUUUAUGGAGGUGGGGCAAUUGUUGCAGUUUGGCUGUCUUCAAUUGUUGUUGGUGCUAUCAACUCAGUUCCUUUGCUCCCAAAAAUCAUGGAGUUGGUAGGUCUUGGAUAUACUGGGUGGUUUGUCUACCGCUACCUUCUCUUCAAGUCAAGUAGAAAAGAAUUGGCUGAAGAUAUCGAGCAGUUGAAGAAGAAGAUUGCAGGAACCGAAUAAAUGCCAGCACCAGUUCUGUACAAUGAGGCAUAUGCUCGUGUGAAGUAGAGUAGAUUUUGAUGUAAUUUUCAUUUUAUCAGAGCAACAUCUUCAAAUAAAAUUCUGUAUUUACCUUACAGUUCAUUGUGCUUAUAAAUCAUAUAGUAUUUCUUUUGUUUCUAUAAA